Molecule: messenger RNA, 654 nt
Organism: Trichoderma virens Gv29-8
Lineage: Eukaryota; Fungi; Ascomycota; Sordariomycetes; Hypocreales; Hypocreaceae
Exons: 1
Coding region: 1-654 (217 amino acids)
Molecular function (GO): protein binding
Source: RefSeq, a predicted model, not a curated record
AUGUCAAAGCCCAAGAACUGGCCAGCAACGCUCCCCUAUCUCAAGGCGCCCCUCUACGGCAAAGACAUUUCCGCCACGCACAUCCAGUUCCUCCGCACAAGACCCCAAGACGGCGACAUCGACCAAGUGCCAACCGCCCCAGCCUCGUCGCCGGCAACAGAAACGCCGUGCCCGCGCGUCAAGAUCCAGGCCAUCACGGACCGCAGCCACCCGGCGUACGGCCAGUUCGGGCUGUUCGCCGCGCAGAACAUUGCGCCGGGGGAGCUGAUACUGGCGUACCUGGGGAGGCUGCACGGAAGGGCGACGACGAGCGAGGAGAGCGAUUAUGACUUGUGGCUGGACCGGGAGAUGGACGUGGCGGUGGAUGCGGCGAGGGAGGGGAACGAGGGGCGGUUUGUGAAUGAUUAUCGCGGGAUUGAGGGCAAGGAGAGAGCGAAUGCGAGGUUUGGGAACGUGUUUUGCGAGAAAUGGGGCGAGGUCUGCGUCGGGGUUUGGGCGGUGGGAGGGGGUUCUAAGGCGAAGGGGGAUGGGAAGAAGAAGAAGAAGAGCGAAGGAGGGAUCAAGAAGGGGGAGGAGAUUCUGGUAAGUUAUGGGAAGGGGUUUUGGGAGGAGAGGAGGAAAGAUGGUGGUGAUGAUGGUGGUGAGGAUCAGUAG